UUUCUUUUUUUGCAGGUGAGUGAAGUCCAGAUGCAUGAGUCCCGGUCAGAACCAGCAGGCCACACCAUACAAGCAAUCCACAUAGAAAGCAGAAAUACUACUGAGAAUGAGAGUCAACUGAAGAGCAGCCAGACUCCUCCUCCAGAGGCCCCAGGGGUUCCAGUGUCGUUGUCUAUGAUGACCCCGCCCACCGAAGCUCCACAGCAACUGCAACAGGUGCCGCAGCAGCAGGUCCUCAGUCCUCAGCAGAUCCAAGCACUGGUCCAGCAGCAGAAGGCACUCAUGUUACACCAGCAACAGAUUCAGGAGGUCUUCAAGAAUCAGCAAGAGCAGAUAAACAUGCAGCUGCUGCAACAGAAGAAUGCUGGGAUAGUUACUCAAGAGCUCACAGCCCAGCAGAUCGCCAUUCAGCAGCAGCUCCUUCAGGUGCAGCAGCAACAUCUCCUCAACCUGCAGAGGCAAGGUCUGCUGUCUGUCCUUCCCAUCACCCCCACUGUAGCCUCAGGGUGUGAGAAUGGCAGCGUCCUCUCUUCUGGUGGAGAUAUUAGAGAGUCUUCCGGCCAAUCUACCACCAAUGGUCAUAACACUCUUCUGAAGAGGAAAGAAAGUGGGUCACAGGAUGAAACCUCCCAGAACAACCAUCCUUUGUAUGGAAACGGCAUGUGCAAAUGGCCUGGAUGUGAAACUGUUUUUGGAGAUUUUCAGGCAUUUAUGAAACAUUUGAACAGUGAUCAUACACUUGAUGACAAGAGUACUGCACAGUGUCGUGUGCAGAUGCAGGUUGUUCAACAGCUGGAACUGCAGCUGAAGAAAGACAAGGAGCGACUGCAAGCUAUGAUGGCUCAUCUCAAAUCCUCUGAACCCAAACCUGCAGCUCAGCCUGUGAAUCUCGUGUCUUUUGCCCCGGCGACAUUGCCCAAAGGCCCUCCUCCUAUGAGUCUUUCUCAGAGUGCCACAGCCCCCUCCACACCCCUGACACCUCUCUCUGAAUCCCCCUCAGUCCUCACUCCAAACAGCAUGUUCACUCCCGUACGGAGGCGAUACAGCCGCUCUGUGAGCCAAGAUAUAAUUGAUAAUAAAGAGUUCUACUUGAGCACAGAGGUUAGACCUCCAUUUACGUAUGCAUCUCUCAUAAGACAGGCUAUAUUUGAAUCACCUCGCAAUCAGCUGACAUUAAACGAAAUCUACAACUGGUUCACAAGAAACUUUGCAUAUUUCAGGCGCAAUGCAGCUACUUGGAAGAACGCCGUCAGACACAACCUGAGUCUGCACAAGUGCUUCGUCCGUCUGGAGAACGUGAAGGGAGCCGUGUGGACGGUGGACGAGAUCGAGUUCCACAGACGGAGGCCUCAGAAAGCUGCUGGGAAUGGAUCUAUGUUGAAGCACUCUCAGAAUCGCCAGAACUUGCCCGGGUCUACUUUUCAGAAUGCUGGUCUGGAUGGAAACAAGUCUCUGUACAACCCAGCCUCAAUAGGUAGCAUCCCCCUCCACCCCUUGCCACACGUUCUCCAGGAGCAGAUGAAUGGAGCUCUGGCUAACGGAUGUGGAUACCAAAGUGACAGCAGUGCAACACAGUCCCCUCCACAAGCUUUUAUUAAAGAAGAGCAGGAGGACGAGGAGAUCAGUGAAAAUUAUCCCUAUGAGUCUCCGGGGAGCAUGGAUGAGCAAGGUCAUAGCCCCGAAAUGCUCCAAGAGGAAAUCAACUGUAGCCCGGAGAGGUCCGAGCUUCAUUUUGAUCACGUGCCUUCUCUCUGACGAUGAGGUCCAUUUAAUCCAUGGAGUCGCCAGCUCACUAACAGCCUGUGUAA
Molecule: messenger RNA, 1808 nt
Organism: Girardinichthys multiradiatus
Lineage: Eukaryota; Metazoa; Chordata; Actinopteri; Cyprinodontiformes; Goodeidae
Product: forkhead box protein P1-B-like
Exons: 15
Coding region: 31-1755 (574 amino acids)
Biological process (GO): regulation of transcription by RNA polymerase II
Cellular component (GO): nucleus
Molecular function (GO): DNA-binding transcription repressor activity, RNA polymerase II-specific; RNA polymerase II cis-regulatory region sequence-specific DNA binding
Source: RefSeq, a predicted model, not a curated record